Messenger RNA from Argentina anserina (silverweed cinquefoil), 868 nucleotides. RefSeq names its product protein DOUBLE-STRAND BREAK FORMATION. Lineage: Eukaryota; Viridiplantae; Streptophyta; Magnoliopsida; Rosales; Rosaceae. The transcript is spliced from 5 exons. Bases 1 to 750 code for a protein of 249 amino acids. The record is from RefSeq and is a predicted model, not a curated record. Gene Ontology annotation, biological process: meiotic DNA double-strand break formation.
AUGUUUGAGCCAUUUCGUUCACUCGUUCUGAACAGAAGAUUCGGCGAUGAGACUCUUCGCGUUCUGGAAUCGAUUCUGGUUUCCAAGGACGUCAAAUCCUCCAUAGAAGUCCGAUCUGCCCUGAGACAAUUCAUGAGAUCCGAAUCCUUCUCAAUUCUCCAAGAAAUUUCUCAGAAAACCGUCGCGGAGAAGCUUCUUGUUCUCGAAUUUCUCGUUCGCACGUUCGCGCUCGUCGGCGAUGUUGAGAAUUGCUUAGCUUUGAGAUAUGAGGCUUUGCUUUUGCGAGAUCUGAAGUCAGCUACUCAGCAAUGGCUGAAGGUUCCACAUCUGGAAUGGUUCAACUUUGCUCAGCAGUUACUGGACAAUGGUUUCUAUUCAAUUGCUGCAAAGGUUUGUGAAAAUGCGUUGUCAUCCCUUAAGUGGAAGUCUGCUGAACAGCCUACAGCAGAUGGAGUUUUCAGUGAGAGGAUAUCUUCUGAAGACCCAAAAACAGACAAAGUCACUGAAAAUGAGCAAGUUAUUGAAAAGAUAAAGAGGCUCAAGGAGUGUGCCAUGGCAUCUGCUUCUUCUCACUCAGUUCAAACACAAACGGCAGACUACAUGAAUAAGAGACUAAAACAGAAGAGUAUGGUGUGCUCUCCAGUUCUGAAGAAGACAACAUGUGUAGCAAGCACUUUGUUCAGAAAUGGAAUUAAAAAGCGUAAUGAACGAAAAUUGAAUGAAAGCAGAAGCUUAUUGGGGUUGAGUUGAGUGGUUGAUGGCUCAUAUCUUAGUCAAAUCAUGGACAUUUGUAACACUCUUGUGCUCUGCUUAUGAAGGAAGCUUGAGUUUCAUACUCAUCAGAGAAAGACUAGUUGUAUCUGGUUGU